Messenger RNA from Populus nigra (black poplar), 1415 nucleotides. RefSeq names its product short-chain dehydrogenase TIC 32, chloroplastic-like. The transcript is spliced from 8 exons. The record is from RefSeq and is a predicted model, not a curated record. The coding region runs from base 84 to 1040 and encodes 318 amino acids. Lineage: Eukaryota; Viridiplantae; Streptophyta; Magnoliopsida; Malpighiales; Salicaceae.
ACGCCUACUGUUCACUGCCCUUUGAAUAGUACAACUACAAAGUGCUACGGUAGAUGAUGUGUUUAUGAUAAGAGUCAGAAAGAAUGUGGUUUUUUAGCAGAAAUGGAACAUCUGGGUUCUCAGCUUCUUCCACAGCUGAAGAUGUUACACAAGGGAUUGAUGGCUCUGGUCUCACUGCCAUUGUCACAGGAGCAUCAAGUGGGAUUGGAGCAGAAACAGCACGGGUGCUUGCAUUACGGGGUGUUCAUGUAGUUAUGGGAGUGAGGAAUCUGGAAGCUGGCAGGGCGGUCAAAGAAGCAAUUGUUAAGGGAAACCCUAAUGCAAAACUUGAUGCCAUGGAUUUGGAUUUAAGUUCCAUGGAAUCAGUAAAGAAAUUUGCAGAAGACUUCAAGUCCUUGAAUCUUCCCUUAAACCUUCUCAUUAACAAUGCAGGAAUCAUGGCAACACCAUUCAUGCUUUCCAAGGACAACAUAGAACUUCAAUUCGCAACAAACCAUGUCGGUCAUUUUCUGUUGACGAAUUUACUGAUGGAAACCAUUAGAAAGACAGCUCGUGCAAGCAGGAAAGAAGGAAGGAUUGUGAAUGUCUCAUCACGCCGGCACAAAUUCUCAUACCCAGAAGGGAUUCGUUUUGCUAAACUCAAUGAUCCAUCCGGGUAUAACAGUUUAUCUGCAUAUGGUCAGUCGAAGCUCGCAAAUAUUUUGCAUGCUAAUGAGCUUGCAAGACAACUAAAGGAAGACAGGGUGGAGGUAACUGCAAAUUCAGUUCAUCCAGGAUUGAUAGCCACCAACCUUUUUCGGCAUUACAGUUUUCUCACAGGUCUUGUUGGUCUUGUUGGUAAGUACGUCAUCAAAAAUGUUCAGCAGGGGGCAGCAACUACAUGCUAUGUAGCAUUGCAUCCAAAAGUUAAAGGCAUGAGCGGGCAGUAUUUUGCUGACAGCAGCAUAGCCAAGGCGAGUUUGCAAGCAAAAGAUGCUGAGUUGGCUACGAAACUCUGGGAUUUCAGCUUAGAUUUGGUCCGAAGAGGCUCAACUCCAUAAACAUCAUAAAACUGAUUCCAAUAAGGAGAUUCUGCCCUGCAAAGAUUAUGCCGCUAGUUCUCAAUAAGAAGCCAUCUGCUUGAAACUCUUUACGUCUCAUUGCAAGUAAAGUCAUUUCAAUCUGCACGCAUGAAACCACACAUCCCAUGAAUAUGGAAUCAAUAAUUUGGAUUUGGUCCAGUUCUUUUCUAGCCAGAUUUACCUUAACUAGAAUUAAGGAGCUUCUCAGCAAUGUUCAAAUUGAGCAUUCAAUUUCCAAAGCUUGAAUCCCAACCUUUUCAUUUCACAGUGAGUUCUCAGACGAUUCACUUUCUUGGGAAAAUAUAAAAUAUGAUCCUACUCGUAUUAUUUUAAUCUAUUGUAAUUUUUACCUAA